GGCAGCGCGACCUGUCGUCCUCCCUUGAACGGGUGGUGGAGACCUGAAGGAAUUCUUGAAUUUAUUGACAAAUAACUUUCUACUGAUCACUGAGCAAAAUGGCAGAAAGUUUGGCAAGUAUUUAUCAUCUCAGUACACCCAUUUCUGACCUCUAUAUUUUACAUGGAGCUAUCAGCAGUUCCUUGGGGAAAAAAGAUGCAAGGUAAAGGUUCCUUUGUACUGUUUUGGACUUCAAUAUGAAAGAAAUUGCCUGAUAACAUCACAUGAAUUGAUACCGUCCUGAUUGUUGAUGAAUUGUUGGUGGACUACACCAGCAUGGCUCAUUCAUUUGACUCAGCAAGAAGAGAGAUGACAGAUGCAAUACACCCCAGCAAUCAUGCUGGUAGUGCAAACACAGCAACAAAGUACCUGCUGAAGAAGCAGUACAAGCAAAUAAAUGGACAGCCUCGAGCAACCCGAUCUAAUUCACCCAUGGGCAGGGUGAUCCUUAUCACUGCUGGUAUUGAAGACUGUGAUUCAGCUGAGGCAAUCCACAACAUCACUGUGGGGAAAAGCCUUGAUGGGAAGCUGGGAUUCAGUGUCCGUGGAGGCUCUGAGCAUGGUCUUGGAAUAUUUGUUAGCAGAGUAGAAGAGGGAAGUGCAGCUGACCAAAGUGGCCUCUGCUUAGGUGAUAAAAUUAUGGAGGUUAAUGGGAUCAGCUUUGAGAAUAUCACCAUGGGAAGUGCUGUCACCGUACUCACUGGGAGCAAUCGCUUACGUUUGGUGGUCAGACGCUUGGGAAAAGUGCCAGGAAUCAAAUAUUCUAAAGAACUUACCACAUGGGUUGACACAACAACAAGGAGGAUAAUAGCAGAGAAAACACAAAGUUCUGCAGAUGCUGUAUCUGAGGAUGGAGCCAGGAGAAUUAUCCAUCUUUACACCAGUUCAGAUGAUGUGUGCCUAGGUUUUAAUAUUAGGGGCGGAAAGGAAUUUGGCUUGGGAAUAUAUGUGUCCAGAACUGAUCCUGGUGGAUUAGCAGAGCAGAAUGGCAUUAAAGUUGGAGACCAAAUUCUGGCAGCCAAUGGAAUAAGCUUUGAGAAAAUCACCCAUAGCAAAGCAGUAGAAAUCCUGAAGAGUUACACACACAUUAUGUUGACAAUAAAGGAGGUUGGCAGAUAUCCUGCAUACAAGGAAAUGCUGGCAGAAUACAGCUGGCUGACCAAAUUGACAAAUAAUCAUUCUCAGCGUUUUGGCUCAGACACAAAUUCUUCCACUUCAUCUCAUUCAUCUGGGACACCUUUGAGCUCCAUGAGUGAUUCUUUACAGGUCUUCCUCCCAACUACCCACAGUUCAACUGACAUGGUAGAUGUAUGUAUUUCCACAGAGGACUCCAAAUCUCUGCAGUAUAAUCGUCUAGAGACAAUAGAGACUGCUAUACAGACAGACCUCCAGCUGUCUCCCUCCUCAAAUAUUGACGUUACAGGUGAACAAAGGCCAGGAAAGGCAGCGAGAGAAAGAAGCAGGACGCUUGGCCGCACUGUACUCUUGAAGGAAACGGCCAUUAGGUCAGAUAGUUUUAAGGAAACGCAUAUCAGAUCAAGAACUUACUCCACAGGAGAUUCCGCUGAUGAAUUUUUGGACUGUCCAAAAACUGCAGUGCUGAUGGCUCUGAGCAAGCCAAGGAAACCAAUUAGCCGAUCACAGAGUUAUAUUACUAUCGGAGAGGACAAGAAAAAAAAGAGAAAGAAACAAAAGAGCUCCGAGAAAGAAACAAAAUUGCAGCGGUCCAAGACAUUUGUGAACAUCUUUUUUAGAAGUGGUCGAUCUGGAAAGCAGUCAAGUGAGCAAAGUCCAAAAGAGAAAGACAGAUUGAAGAUCCCAUCUCACUCAGAGUCAGACAAAGUAACUGCUGUUCAAAAGUUUGUCAUCAGAAGUCUUAAGCGAGAUAAAGAAAGAGGCCAUCGCUUUAAAAUUUCGGGCUCUCAGACAGACCAAAAUGGGCUCUCCAUAACAGACACAUAUAGUCACUGCCUAGCUGUGAUUGAAGACAUUGCAAGGAAACUCCUGAAUCAAGAUGAAGUAAAUGCCAUUUUGCGUCACUGUAAACAGUAUGUUUCAGGUGGUGGGGUGGAAGAUCUGGUGCGACCUCUACUUCAUAUAUUAGAUAAACCAGAGAAGCUGCUGAUACUGCGAGAAAUCAGGACCAUCAUUGGACCAACUGACCUAGGGAGGUUCGACAGUAUGGUCAUGCCUUAUGAACUGGAAGCAUAUGAUAUUCUGAAGAUCAGAGCAGGGAGAUCUCCAGUGCUUAGGCAAGCUGAUUAUAGAUUGACCCCAAAGAGACACCUGAUUACACCAAUUCCAGAUUAUAGAGGUGGUUUCCACCUGAAACCAUUUCAGGAUUAUGAAAACGAAAGAAUGAUGAUGGAGGAAAUCGAGAGGUUAAAGAUCUCAGCUUCACUCCGGCAAGAAAAUAACCGUAAACCAUUCACGGCUUUAGAAGAUGUACCUGUGGAUAAGUAUGACAUCGAUAGUACUUCAUUUAAACCUGUUUCCCGCAGUCCAGUGAGGUCAAACUGGUUGUUGGCAGAGUCCUACAGGACUGCAGAACUACCAUCUGCUGCAAAGCAAAAUGCCAAUACAACCGAAUCUGAGGUGUUGGACAAACAGUCUGGUAAUGGCAAAACUAGAGGAACAACAAAGUCAAACCAUCACAAAACUGAAAAAGAGAAAACUGAGAAAAAUAAAGACCUGCCAUUGUAUUCAGUGGUGAACAAAUCCAAAAAAACAAGGCCUGUUUUAGAUCAGGUGUUUGGAGAAACUUUGCCCAGUAGCAAGGGAACCUUACACAGGGUGAACACAACCAUAGAUGGUCAAGAUGAGCUCAAGGAAGAACCGAUUUAUGCAGAGAUUAAGGAAUUCUUGGAAAAUGGUCAUGAAGAAAGAAAAAACAUCAAUGAUGGAAUUAAAACAAAAACAGUGAAAAGCACAGAAAAUAAAGUUCAAGAAUUUGAGCUGGUGACAGUCAAAGUGUCCAAGAUGAAACAGUCAUUAGGAAUCAGCAUUUCAGGUGGCAUUGAGUCUAAAGUUCAACCCGUGGUGAAAAUCGAGAAGAUUUUUCCAGGAGGGGCUGCGUCAGUCAGUGAAACCCUUAAGGCUGGUUAUGAAUUGGUUUCAGUUGAUGAAGAAAGCCUACAAAACGUCACCCACCGACAAGCAGUGGAUAUAAUUCGUCAAUCCUUCAGUAACAAAUCGCUGGACCCGAUGGUGUUUGUGGUUAAGGUACCCAAGAACAGCUGAAGACUAAAUCUGUCAGGACAUGAUAGACUCACGGAGUAUAAUUCCUGAUUACUGCACA
Pristis pectinata (smalltooth sawfish) is the source of this 3337-nucleotide messenger RNA. It is a transcript of the gene pdzd7a, whose product is annotated as PDZ domain containing 7a. Gene Ontology annotation, biological process: sensory perception of sound; auditory receptor cell stereocilium organization. Gene Ontology annotation, cellular component: stereocilium tip; plasma membrane; cilium. Bases 316 to 3279 code for a protein of 987 amino acids. Lineage: Eukaryota; Metazoa; Chordata; Chondrichthyes; Rhinopristiformes; Pristidae. Gene Ontology annotation, molecular function: protein binding. The record is from RefSeq and is a predicted model, not a curated record. The transcript has 17 exons.